Molecule: messenger RNA, 1251 nt
Organism: Ustilago hordei
Lineage: Eukaryota; Fungi; Basidiomycota; Ustilaginomycetes; Ustilaginales; Ustilaginaceae
Exons: 1
Coding region: 1-1251 (416 amino acids)
Source: RefSeq, a predicted model, not a curated record
AUGAUCCACACUGACCACAUUGCAUUGUACUUGGCUGAAGCCUGCAACAACAGUGAAAACUGGUUGGAGAUGCAAGAAUUGAAGGAGCCUCAAACUCUACAGCAGGCAGCAUUCAUAGGACAUUGCCAUUCAGGAUACUGUAAGUUCAGGCAUCAUACUAAGCUUAAUUGGGAGUCCAUCUUCAGCACAGAGAGUCCAGCAACACCUCCUCUCAUGGCUGCAGCAGCAUCAACCAUCCCAGUUGCCACUUUUUCCUCUGUCAUACCAGAGGCAUCUGUGAUUGCCACUUCCUUGGCAUCCAUUUCACACACAUGCACCACCCCAUCCUCUAUGGUGCCAGCUACAUUCACAACACCCGUUGCUACCUCAUCAGCACCAGCUGCACACUUGAGUGCCACAACCUGGAGCACCACAACCUCGAGCACCACAACCUUGAGUGCCACAACCUCGAGUGCCACAACCUCGAGCACCAUAACCUCUUCUCUCAAACCAGCUGAGUCGACCACUUCAAAUGUCACACCAACACAGAAGAAGAAGACCAGAAAGCAGAGGGCUGAUGAGAUGGGGUGGUACCCAACAUGGCCUACAGCUGUGAAGGAAUGGCAUGAUGACAAGCAGGCAGAGUUGGAAUAUUGGAAGAAGGACACAGAUGAAGAGGCAGAAGCACAAGAGAAGGAGUCGAAGAGGCUUGGAUUUGCUGCAUUGGAUCUCACAAGAAAAUAUUUGAUGGAGUACAGAGAUGGCUCAAGUGAUGACAAGCCUGAGGUGGAGAGGGGCAUUGACUUUGGCACUAAGGAGAGUAAUGACACUCAACAGGGGUACCAGGAUGAUGUUAGAGAAAUGCUGAAGACCAAGGGUUUGUGCAAGGCUCAGGAAGAGGACCAUGCCAAGGUCGAGAAGCUGCUGCAGCAGCCAGAUGCAGAAGGGAAGGUAGUAGAAGAGGUCUACAGCGAUGCGGAUCUGUAUGACAAAAUGCCACCUGGGGACCUUUUUGUACCUAUUCAAGCAGGGAUGAUGCACACAGCAGAGUCUCACGAUGCUCUAGGUGCCUCUCAAGGGCCAUCAAUGUCCUACUCACGAGACAUGGUAGAGCCUCCAUCUCCAUCUCCUCCUCCCUGGAGGGAUCCAUUUCUGUCUCCUCCUCCCUGGAGGGAUCCAUCUCUGUCUCCUCAUCCCUCGUGUGAUCCAUCUCUGUCUCCUCCCUCAUGUGAUCCAUCUCCAUCUCCUCCUCCAUCAAGUGAUCCACAAUGA